Molecule: messenger RNA, 2294 nt
Organism: Passer domesticus (house sparrow)
Lineage: Eukaryota; Metazoa; Chordata; Aves; Passeriformes; Passeridae
Gene: XG
Product: Xg glycoprotein (Xg blood group)
Exons: 9
Coding region: 135-620 (161 amino acids)
Biological process (GO): T cell extravasation; homotypic cell-cell adhesion; positive regulation of neutrophil extravasation
Cellular component (GO): plasma membrane
Source: RefSeq, a predicted model, not a curated record
GGCGUAGUGGUGAGAAACGUUUUUGGACCUUUUAGGGCUGCUGGAUCCGUCAAACCUUGGCACUGCAGUUGCAGCAUCUGUCAUCACUGCUUGGAAAAACCAACUGGUGCAAUCAAGGCACUGCAUAGAAGAGCAUGGAGAAAUUCAGAAGUAUUUUUAUUUUGUGCCUUGGCUUCCUUCUAGUCCAUGUAAGAGGUCAAGAUGAUUUUGAUUUAGCUGAUGCCCUUGAUCACCCUGAUGACAUAAUUACCAGGAAACCUACAGUGAUCAGAAGACCAACAAGACCUGUGUUCAACAAUGAUCUACAUUUAGGAGAUGCUCUUGGUGGGGGUGACAUCUCGAGAAAACCUUUAUACCCACCUCUUCCACCACGCCCAGGAAGUUACGGUAAUUCUGGAGGUUUUGAUGACUCAGAUCUCCUUGAUGGAAAGCCUUUACCACCAGGAGAAGAGCAGCAUAAUUUCAAUCAUGGAGGGAACACAGAUUCGGGUUUAAUAGCUGGAGUUACAUCUCCUGUAAUUUCUGCUUUUGUGAUACUGGUUGUUGGAUCAAUAGCAGCCUACACCGCUUACAAGAAUAAGAAGCUUUGUUUCAAACCACGUGGUGGGGCUGCAGUGUAAAACACUGAAAGAAGAGUUGCUGUCUGAUCACAGGCUCCUUUGGUUAGUGACAUUCUACACUGCCAUUCUGACAGAAGAAAAUCUUCCUCUAACGAAUGUUUUCCUGAGACAUUGCAAUCCUGCUCUCUCUAACCUGAUGUCACUUUUGCACCUCGAACUUUAUGUCAUCAAAAAUAUUCUUAAGACAUCCAGGGAUUGUAUUGCACUCUCUGACCUGCAUUCAUAAAGGAUACAGAUUUUGACUCAGAAGUUAUCAUAAACAACAAAGAAAUCAUGUUUGAUAUAAGCUAAAAGUUGAAGGAUUCAUGUUUAUGGAGAUUUGAGUCACCAAAUAAUUUUUUUUCUGUUUUCAAAAUUAGCCAAAAAAUCAGUCCUUCUGAUAAAAUAGGAAUAAGGUAUAUGCCAUUUCCUUUCACACCUGUUGGGUUUCUCCAGUAUAUUCCUGUAAUGUUUACUGUGUUUAAAGAAAAUUUGUAGUUGUCUAAUGGAUUAAAAAUUUGAAUCCCUUUACUUUGUGCUUGUGUCUGAAUUUUAGCAAAGUGAAAGGAACUAUAUCUAGAAAAUUCAUUCUUGAUUUUAUAAUACACUGAAAAGAUUAUGUAUAUUGACAAACCACUGUUUAAACAGAGAGGAACACAUUCUAAUUUUAUUUAUUUAUUUAUUUUAUUGAUUGAUUACUAAACUGGUAUUUAGCUCUUCUCAGGAACCAGAAUUUUACGUGAGUCUCAUUUCUGUUCUUGAAAACUUAGGCCUGACUUUAGGAACCUUUAAAGGCAUUAAUCUAGAAAGACGGGUUUUCUAAAAAAACCAUAUUAUUCAUAACUUCUGAAAAGGGAAAAUGGGUACAAAGAUUUUUCUGAUUCAUUUAGAAUGAGUUUGUCAUGCUUUAAUCUCUAAAAUCUAAGUCACAAAGACUUUUCAGCUUCACACUAUGUGGAGGUACGACUGACAUAGUUUUUCUAGCUAGACAGUUUCACUUCUUUCCCUCAUUCCUGACGGACCUUGCAGUGCUAACAAUGUCCUCAUGUAGACAAACCUGUAAUGAAAAUUUCCUAUCUCGUCCUUCAUUUAGCUAACUGGAUCAAAAAAACAGCAAGUGAACGAAAUACAGAUGAAAGUUGGCAAAACUAGCAAUUUACUGACAUAAUUCUGCAAUAGAGGCAUUUUAACUAACUUUUUAAAGCAUAAGGAAAUUGGUAUGGAUUUAUCUUCAUUUUAUACACAAAGCAUGGUUUUUGUUACUGCAAUUCCACUUACCUGGAGAUGAAUAUGAUUUUGUGUUUAUUACAUCAUUGAGAGGAAGACAUAUUUAAAUAGUAAUUUUUCAUAUAAUAAAAUAUUAUUUAUCUGAAUAAUAUUUUAAAUUUAUAUAUAUGAGUUGCUUGCUUAGACUAGCAUUUCUUUUUUUUGAUCCUGAAAGAAAUGAUAAUGUACAUCAGUUUAAACAUAGAAACAUCUCAACAACACACAAACAAAUGAACACCUUUGUGGCUAUCACUUUCAACUUGUAAAUGAGAAAUUUUUAAUAUGGUUUUCAAGGACAUUUAAUAUUUCUUUUAAAAUAUUAAUUUUCCAUGUUAACAGUUAAAACAGAUUGAUGUAUAUUUUGUCAGACAGACAUAAAGAUUUGAUUAAUGAAAUGACAAGUGUUUUGGUGUUACAACUUCAGUUGUU